Molecule: messenger RNA, 3763 nt
Organism: Stegostoma tigrinum
Lineage: Eukaryota; Metazoa; Chordata; Chondrichthyes; Orectolobiformes; Stegostomatidae
Gene: b3gntl1
Product: UDP-GlcNAc:betaGal beta-1,3-N-acetylglucosaminyltransferase-like 1
Exons: 12
Coding region: 235-1404 (389 amino acids)
Source: RefSeq, a predicted model, not a curated record
UGACACAUGUAACGAACUUGCGGAUACUCUGUGUUCCAUCGGGUUAAUUUCACCUGAUCAGGGUGGAGUGGAGCAUCUAUGUUUGCAUUCAGCUCUCCAACCGUAUUAAUUAGUGCGUGCCACCCAUCAACGGGGAACGAUUUGCUGCUUUGAAUGCCUCCAGAUCAGUUGAGCGCAGUGCUAGUUUCGGUAUAGGCCCCACGUGUGCGUUUUUUAAAAAUAGAUCCUUUUCAAAUGUCAGCGAUUUGCGUGCCGGGUCGGAAAAAGCUCACUGAAAUCGGGGGCGAAGACUCAACAAAGUGCAGAUGUGUUUCACCGUCAGGAAACAGUGACCAGCACAGAUUAGAUUGUGAGAGGGAAGAUUACUUAAACGAUGUGUCUGUUAUUUUGCCCGUUCAUGAUGCAGCAAGGUGGUUGGAUGAAUGCCUGCAAUCUGUUCUGGAGCAGGAUUUCCAGGGAUCCAUGCAAUUAUCCGUUUACAAUGAUGCCAGCAAGGAUGAGUCUAUGAAUAUUAUUAGAAAAUGGGCAACUAGACUUGAAGAUCGAGGUGUACAUGUUGUAAUUGGUGGACAUGAGUCUUCACACCCAAAAGGAGUGGGUUUUGCCAAGAAUCAGGCCGUUGUGCAGAGUUUUGGGAGGUUCCUUUGUUUCCUGGAUGCAGAUGAUGUCAUGAUGCCACAACGAGUGAGACUGCAGUAUGAAGCUGCCCUUAGGAACAACAAUUGUAUCAUUGGUUGCCAAGUUAAGCGAGAACCCGAAGGCUCCACUGAGCGUUACACUCGUUGGAUCAAUAACCUGACACAGGAGCAACUAGUGACACAGGUGUUCACAUCCCAUGGUCCGACUGUCAUCAUGCCAACUUGGUUCUGCUCUCGAAAAUGGUUUAACUACAUUGGAAAGUUUGAUGAAGGUGGAAAAGGUGUCCCUGAAGAUCUAUUGUUCUUUUACGAAAGUCUUCGAAAGGGAGGGAGUGUAUUUCGAGUGGAUCACUGUCUGCUUCUCUAUCGCUAUCACCUGGAGGCUGCAACUCAUGCUGUGUUAGAAGAGACCAUUUGGAAGCAACGUGUUACAUUCCUGGAGGAGCGAGUUCUGAGUCGUUGGCCUUCAUUUACCAUCUGGAAUGCUGGGAAACAGGGUAGGAGGUUAUACAGAAGUCUGUCAGCAAUCAAUCAGAAAAAGGUUGUGUCUUUUUGUGAUGUAGAUCAAAGUAAGAUAACAAAGGGUUUCUACACUUAUCAAGAGUCAAAGGACAAGCCAAAGCCAAAAGUUACCAUUCUUCAUUUUACAGAAGCUAAGCCCCCUUUCAUCAUCUGUGUGAAACUGGACCUGACAGGUGGGGGAUUUGAAGGAAACUUGAAUUCGCUGAAAUUGACGGAAGGAUUGGACUACUAUCAUUUCAGUUAAGGACCCGUGCUACUACUAUUAUAUGGUUGACUACACCAGUGCCUGCAGGAAGAUAGAAAAUCAUUUUGUCUCAUUACAGAUUUUAUUACAAUUAAUUCAACGUGCAGUUGAGUUUGUAUGAGAAGACAUUUUAGUGGUGCGUUGUGCUUUCGAUCAUGUUUUGGGGCAGGGUUCACGUCUGCAGUUGAACUCAUAGAUCGCACAGAACUAAAGUUUCUAAGUGCAUUAAAAAUUACCGGAUGAUUCUAUUCGCAAGAAUAGAAGUGCUCUUCCAGCAGAUCUUUUUAAACCCACAACCACUAACCUCCAGAAAGACAAGAUCAGCAGAUACAUGGGAACACCACAAAGUUACCAUACAAGAACAUCACUGUCCUGCCUUGGAAAUACAUCGCUGCUGAUUCAGAGCUGCUUUGCCAAAAACAUAAAAUUCACUUCCUAAUGCCUUGUGGGUGUAUCUACAUCACAAGGACUUCAGCAGUUCAGAAAGACAGCUCAUCACCACCUUCUGCAGGACCAUUGAAAGUGACCAAUCAACGCUUGUCUGGCCAUCAAUACACACGUCCCAUGAAUGAAUACAGAAAACAAACUUGCACUUUAGAACAUUCUUCACAACCCAUACGUGUCCCACUUUAAAGCCAUUUUUUAAAGCUGUAUUCUGGCCAGGAUCUUCUGAGAAAUUUAUUUUAUCGAUAACACUUUCUAGCACCAUUGCUAACAGCAUUGAUCAGACUCAGGGGAUUUCUUUCAUGGCUAUCUUCCUGCAAUACUGUAUCUUGAAUAGUCUUCAGUGUAAAUUUACUGAUAAAAUUUGACAGUGGAAACGUACUAUGAUUAGGGCAAAAGCUGUCAACACUAUAAUAUGGCGUGGUAUUCCAAAACGAAAGGGUCACAAGCAGGUAGAAAUGCUAAUUCACGCACAGAGAUCCUGCAGUUUGCAACAGGUCCUUGUUCUGUUAGAAAUCCACCCAGUUUAUGCUGGCCUUUAAAUUCAAGCAAGAACUGAAUCUAAAGAUCCACAUCCAAUCUUCCCAUUUCAAAGAAGUUCUUAGGCUGUGUUUUGAAAAGCCCUAAACCAUGAGGAGGAAAUGUAAUCAAUUCCAAAAGGAUUCUACAGACUUGGCAACACAAGGUUAAUUUCUCCCAAGCCACUCCAGGUUUAUACUCUUCCUGCCAUGAGAGUGGAAUGGGACCACUCGGGUGGUUUGCGUAAUGUGUCAUUGAAACAAUCCUGUUGGUGCUAUGUAACCGCUACUCCAGUUUCAAUGGGAACAACACUUUCAUUCAUGAGUGUGCCUGCUCUGCAGACUCUGAUGACUGCUCCAUAGUACUGAUGAAACACUGUAAGAAUGCAGUGUUCACAUUCAGGCAUCACUCAGUUAGAUCACAGACAUUCAGAACUACCACAUGGCUUUUCUUGCCAAAUUUGGAGAAUGAAUCGCCCUUGCAAACCCUGGAUAAUUGCAGCUGGGGCCUUGUCUAUCAUCUUGAAUGCCUUCUGGGCAGUUAUACAUGUGACACAUCACUCAAGGAGGCCAGAAUUAAACUGGUUGAGCAGCCUUUGGUGUAGGUGACAAUAAGGUGUGUUUGAAUUAUUGCACAAAAGCAGACUGUGGCCUUGCACACUCACACACAUGUAUUUUUGCAAUUAUAUUGGCGACUUUGUUUUGUUUAAGUAUAUGUGACAAUUUUUGUUGCUAUCUGUUAUUCUGUUGACCUCAUGGCUAGAGUGGUAUUAGGUAUUCACAAACCUUUCAGAAAGUGCCUGGUGUCUGUUUUCAUUCUGAAAGAUGUCUCUUCUGCCUUUCAGUCCUGGAUGUGUCGAUUACGUACAUUAGUCAAUGUACAUAAUUUGCUGUAAGGUGAAAAACACAAAUAAAAGACAUUUUUAACAUCAUGUAUAUGACAUGUGAUGCAAUAUUUCACAUAUCAUUGUUUAGGCCAUACAUCUGUAAGUCAAACUCCUCUUUAACUGGUAUCAAUUUUUAUCAAAAGGAAAUCUGAAAUAGCAUUGGCCAGCAUUUAGAAGGCCUAAAUAUACAUGUGUCUUCUGUGGGAUGUUUUAUGAAAAACUACAUUGCACUUCAAACACUGGGAAUGAGAAAAUGAGAGGCUUGGAACGUGGACCAGAAUCUGAUUCUGCUGGGCUUACACCCUGUUUAUUCUGGGCCUUUGAAUUCCAGAUGGUGGGGACCACAGGAGAGUGGGAGUUAUUAUUGCAAUACUAUAUAAUCUAUAUUCAUUAUGGACAAAACUGAGAAAUCUUGCAACCAAUGAAUUAGAUCAAAGCUCUUGAAGUCCUUCUGUGUCCAGUCAUUAAAGCUGGUGGAUGAUUAAACAAGAAUCAGAGGAGGAGGUUUCA